GGAGUGUGUUUAUGGGAAUUUUUGAACAUUCUUCCAGAAGCACAUUGGUGAGGUCAGACACUGAUGUUGGACAAGAAGACCUGUCUCGCAGUCUCCGCUCUAAUUUAUUCCAAAGGUGUUCUGUAGGGAUGAGGUCAGGACUCAUCAGGCCAGUCAAGUUCUUCCACAUCAAACUCGCUGAUCAAAGUCCUUAUGGAUGUUGCUUUGUGCACUAGUGUGCAGAUAUGUUGGAACAGGAAGGGGGCAUUAUGUUCCCACAAAUUUGGUAGGAUGAAAUUGUCCAAAUGUGCUGUUAUACUGAACCAUUAAGAAAAUCCUUUCACUGGAACUAAGGGGCUGAGCCCAAGUGAAAAAAAAACCCCACACCAGUUCCAACAUGACCAGUGCACAAACAAGAUACAAAAAAGAAAAUUGGCAAAGGUCAUAACUAUGGAUUUAAAAAAAAAACAUACCAAUUGAAGGCUGUGCUUAACUGAUUCUUAAAUUCUCACUCCCCACCCUUUUUUCCCAAGAUAAAAAUAAACCCAUCACUAAAACCUGACUUUAUUCUGAGCCACAGAAGAUCUGCACGGGGUGAAUUCCACACUGAAGAGUAAAAAGUCAUGGCUGUCCAAAAUCAGGCUACCAGAGCAAAGGGCUCAACUUCCAGAUCAGGCGCCUGGAGCUCAGAACUCUUUGACUGCUCCUCUGACAUGGAAAAUUGUUUCUGUGGCCUGUGUUGUUUGCCGUGUUUGCAGUGCAAGACUGUUUCUGAUUUUGGUUGGUGUUUCUGUAUGCCCCUGCUGGACUGUUUUCUCACUGUCUCCUGCUGCUUUCGCACCAAAAUGAGGGAGCGCUAUAACAUUGACGGCUCUGUCAUGGGAGACUGUCUUACUGUGCUUUGCUGUUACCCUUGUGCCUGGUGUCAGAUGUCACGCGAGUUGAAGACCCGUGGUUAACAGAUUGUUCGAGAAAUUGUCCUUUUGCUUUUUAAAGUUUUAACAUUUCAAAAGAUAUAUGCAUGCAACUGAAAAAAAUACUUGUGACUUAAAACAGUAAAUCAGUAUAUAGCACAGUUUCUUUAUCAUUUAACAUAAACAUCACUCACUAUAACUCUGUUCCAAAUAUCAUUUUAAGUAGUAUUAGCCUAUAUUUGAAAAAAAUGACAUCUAAAAAUGUCAUUAAACUUGUACCGUAGCUCACAGUAUCUUUUUGUUGGGUUUAAUGAGUGUGGGUUUGCAUGUCACUCUUAACAAUAAAUAAAGCAAAUAAAUCAUCAGAA
Messenger RNA from Clarias gariepinus (North African catfish), 1261 nucleotides. RefSeq names its product cornifelin homolog A-like. The coding region runs from base 603 to 938 and encodes 111 amino acids. Lineage: Eukaryota; Metazoa; Chordata; Actinopteri; Siluriformes; Clariidae. The transcript is spliced from 4 exons. The record is from RefSeq and is a predicted model, not a curated record.